Punica granatum (pomegranate) is the source of this 2416-nucleotide messenger RNA. The record is from RefSeq and is a predicted model, not a curated record. Lineage: Eukaryota; Viridiplantae; Streptophyta; Magnoliopsida; Myrtales; Lythraceae.
UCAUUCCCCUGGGGUGCUCACUGCGCCCACUGCAUUACCGCUCCUGAAACUACAAUUUCAACCUGCUCCAGGCCUACCAUGCGCCCACAAGAUACUCGCGGGGGCAAACCGGAGGGGUCAACACUGCUUCCUCCGAUCCAGCAUGAACCGGGCGCUUGAUUCUUCCAAUCGUCCAGAGAGAGAGAGAGAAUAUCCAUUUUACUCACAUUUAGAGAGAGAGAGAGAGAGACAGAGAGAGAGAGAGAGAGCGCAGAUAUCACCUUCUUCUCGGCGCGGGAGGAUUCUUCAUCGUCAUCUUCGUCUUCUCCGUCGGAAUCCGCCUUCUGCUUCCGCAUUCAUAUAACCUCGUCUCCUCCCCCUUUCGCCUUGGGGAAUCCCUCGCCUCCUCCGCAUUCGACCGCUCCUUCCUCUGCCUCGGCGAGCUCGGCCGCUCCUUUUUGUAAUGGUGAUGGUGGAGGACAAUGAGAGCAGCGGAAGCAGAGAGGUCAGCGAGGCGGCUUCUACGCCGCAGCAGAGCAGGCAGCAGAGGAAGAAGCUGCAGGUCUACAACGAGAUCCUCCGCCGGCUCAAGGACUCCAACCGCGAGGAGGCCGACACUCCUGGCUUCGACGACGAGCUCUGGAACCACUUCAAUCGACUGCCGACUCGGUAUGCCCUUGAUGUGAAUGUGGAGAGGGCGGAAGAUGUGCUUAUGCAUAAGAGGUUGCUGCAUUUGGCUCGGGAUCCUGCAAAUAGACCGGCAAUUGAAGUCCGCCUAGUACAGGUUCUUCCUGCUUCCGAGGUGAAUUCAAGUGAUCCCAUCCAUUCGAGUUACCGUAAUAAUGAUUCUGGUCUGAGAUCUGAAAGUAAUCCCAGCAGACAAAGCAUUCAUCCGCCACCUGCCUUUGGUUCGUCACAGAACCUUGAAGCCCUUGCUGUUGAAGCAAGUAAUGCUCCUACCAAGGAUGGAGACAAUUCUGUCCAUGCUAAUUCACAAUAUUCAAGGUUCAUGCAUGAAAUCACCUUUUCGACGGACGACAAGCCAAAGCUUCUGAGUCAGUUGACAGCCUUACUUGCUGAGAUUGGGCUGAAUAUUCGAGAGGCCCAUGCUUUUUCUACUGUCAAUGGAUACUCAUUAGACGUCUUCGUUGUUGAUGGUUGGCCAUAUGAGGAAAAAGAUCAGCUUAGAGCCACACUGGAGAGGGAAGUACAUAAAAUUGAGGGGCAGGCUAGACGAAACAGUUUUUCACCGUCUCCAAGCCACGAGCAUCCAAAAACAGCUAUCAAAUGUGAGCCUGAACAGGAUCAUGUUUCCAUACCUAAUGAUGGAACUGAUGUUUGGGAGUUAGAUCCAAGGUGUCUGAAGUUUGAAAAUAAAGUUGCAUCUGGUUCUUAUGGUGACUUGUAUAAAGGCACAUAUUGCAGUCAGGAAGUGGCUAUUAAGGUUCUGAAGCCUGAGCGUGUAAAUUCAGAGUUGCAGAGAGAGUUUGCACAAGAAGUUUUUAUCAUGAGGAAAGUUCGACACAAAAAUGUAGUACAAUUUAUUGGUGCAUGCACCAAGCCCCCAAGCUUAUGUAUUGUGACAGAAUUUAUGUCUGGUGGGAGUGUUUAUGACUAUCUACACAAGCAGAAAGGUGUUUUCAAGCUUCCUUCCUUGCUGAAAGUAGCGAUUGAUGUGUCCAAGGGAAUGAAUUAUCUACAUCAAAAUAAUAUUAUCCACAGGGAUUUGAAGGCUGCCAAUCUACUGAUGGACGAAAAUGAAGUCGUCAAGGUAGCUGAUUUUGGUGUUGCGAGAGUGAAAGCUCAGUCUGGAGUAAUGACUGCAGAAACUGGGACAUACAGAUGGAUGGCUCCUGAGGUCAUAGAGCACCGGCCAUACGAUCAUAAAGCUGAUGUUUUUAGUUUUGGAAUCGUGCUGUGGGAGUUGCUAACCGGGAAGCUUCCUCACGAGCACCUGACCCCAUUACAAGCAGCUGUUGGAGUUGUCCAAAAGGGUAUACGCCCUGUCAUCCCGAGAGAGACCCAUCCCAAGCUUGCAGCGCUAUUAGAACGGUGCUGGCAGCAAGAUCCAACAUUAAGACCUGAUUUUGGUGAAAUUACAGAGAUCUUGAUGCAAAUUGCCAAGGAGGUUGGAGGCAACGGAGAGGAUCGGCGCAAGGACAAAUCAUCUGGUGGUUUCCUCUCUGUCCUUAGAAGAGGCCAUCAUCACUAGAAGGGUGUGCGAGGUACUCUGAGGAUCGCUGUAACAAUUACGAGCUUCAACUUUAAUAUUGUAUCUCUCUUGCGGCUGCCAAUUUUAUUUUAUUUUAUUUUUUUUCCCAUUUUGGGUUCGCAUAUUUUCUGUACAGUACCUGUCCUCAUAUGGCUAAUUUUUCACAUCGCCUGAUUUUGAUUUUCUUAAUAUAUCCAAAUAAAUCAAUAGUAUUUACUGUUAGUA